AUGAAUUCGACUCUAGACGACGUCACGGGCGGGCCUCUGAUGGGCGAGGAUGACGACGCCUCGGUGCCUCGGCCGCCCACUGCUCCCCUGUCUCGAGAGGUCAUGCUGGCCAUCGCUGUGUAUCUGACGGUCGUGGGCCUGACCUCGACCGUGGGCAACUCCAUCUUCGCGACGGUCCUGCGACAUCGCCUCAAGACCAUUUCCGACGGCCAGACGCUUCUCCUCCUCAACUCGGCCCUCUGCGACCUCGGCGUCUCGAUCACCGGCUACCCCUACACCACCAUCAGUUCCUACGCGGGCCGCUGGAUCUUCGGUGACGUCAUGUGCCAGCUGUAUGGGUUUCUGUGCUUCACGCUCAACCAGGUUCAGAUGAACACCCUGGUCGUCAUUGGCAUCUUUCGGUAUAUAAGCAUCUGCCACCCUCAGUUCAAACACCUCCUGAAACCAAGUCUAGCCAAGCGUUGCCUGGUAGCGGCCUGGCUGUAUGGCUUGGCUUGGUCGACCCCGCCCCUUCUCGGCUGGUCUCGCUAUGUCAGGGAACCGUUCGAGACCUCCUGCUCAACGGACUGGUAUGACCGGUCGCUCUCCGGUAUCGCCUACAGCAUCUGCCUGGUCGUGUUCUGCUACUCCGUGCACGUGACCUGCCUCGCCAUCUGCUACCAGAAGAUCCUCUACAAGUCCCGCCAGCUCCAGCUCGCCUUGCCCGAAACCAACCCCAAGCUCUCCCUGCACGGCGGCGACGACAUCAAUAUGUCUGAGGGCAUCAGGUGCUGUAAAUAUUACAUUUGCAUGUGUGAAAGCAAUUUCAAGAACGGAGUGGAAAAGCGAGUACUAUUCAUGAACAUUAUGAUGAUAUGUAGUUUCCUCAUGUUCUGGACACCUUAUGCGGUUUGCUCCAUCAUUUCUAUCUUCAAGACUGACAUCAGCACUUUCUGUCGUGAAGAAUCUAAGAGAAUUGUGUCAAGAACUGAUUUGCGUUACACAAUUUCUUUAAGUAUAUGA
Penaeus vannamei (Pacific white shrimp) is the source of this 1002-nucleotide messenger RNA. NCBI's taxonomy places the organism in Eukaryota, Metazoa, Arthropoda, Malacostraca, Decapoda, Penaeidae. The record is from RefSeq and is a predicted model, not a curated record.